Molecule: messenger RNA, 795 nt
Organism: Sus scrofa (pig)
Lineage: Eukaryota; Metazoa; Chordata; Mammalia; Artiodactyla; Suidae
Source: RefSeq, a predicted model, not a curated record
AUGUCCCCCAGCGCCUUCUCUUCCCUCCCCAGGGACCUCCUGAGACGUCGCGGGGCGUCCGCGCCCGGCUUUGUCUGCGCCCAGGAAACGCGCCCGCCGGGCGCCCCGGGUGCUCCCUCAGCACUCAGCCCCCGGGUCCCGCCUGCCCACCCCCACGCAACCCCCGCCCCGGUACCACAGCCACCCGGCUCCACAGCCACCCGGCUCCACCACCGCUGCCCCCGACGCGAGGAGGAGGCGCGGCACCCACCGCCCUCUCCGCCUCCGGGGACGUUGGGCACCCUCGCCCUCCCACCCGAGAGCCGCGCUGGCUGCCGGAGCCCCGGGCCGGCCAAGCCUCGGGACCGCUUCGGGCCCCUCACCCUCCCGCGGCGGCCGCAGCCGCAGCCCCAGCCUGCGCCCCAGCGGGGCCGGCAGCCGGGGGUCGGGGAGCGGGCGCGCGCCGCCUGGCUUCCUCCUCCAGCCACCGCUGGGACCUUAGGGGCCCGAGCCAGCAGCCGCGGCCUGUGUGGGGCCCCGCUCCGCCUCGCGUCCCCAGCCCACCCCGCCCAGUCCGCUCAGGCCCGGCCUCCGCUCCGCCUCGGGGCGGGGCCGCGCCGGACUCCUCCCCCCGGCCCGGCCCGCCGGGGGCGGGGAGGCUGGAGGCCGUCUUUGCGGAGAACGCCACUGUCCCUGUCUCCGGACUCGGACCCAGCGCUCCCCGCCUCCGGACUCGGACCCAGCGCUCCCCGCCUGGGCCCACGGCCCCCGCCUCAAGCUGGCCGCCGAACGUCUCCACCUGUCCACCCCCAAUAA